UUCAAUGUUUCAUCUGUUAUUAUUUGCGGGCUCUGUAAGAAAGAACACCGAAAAUGGAUCACAACGAUGAAUCUAAACACAAUGAACCUAUGGAUCUGGAUGACAUAUUACCACAAGUAGGAGAAUUCGGAACUUACCAGAAAUGCAUGUUGUGGUUUGUUUGCUUACCUGCAUGUUUUCCAUGUGGAUUUGGAGCCUUCAAUCAAUUAUUUAUGGCCGAUGUACCGGACCACUGGUGCUGGAUACCACAGUUAGCUAAUAUAUCAGUACACGAACGUAUACAAUUGGGUAUUCCACAAUAUAACGAUGGACAUAGUAAGUGCACAAGAUACAAACUCGAUUGGUCGUAUAUUGAUAAUGACCAUCUAAACGAGUCUCAACUAGAAUCAUGCUUAGAUGGUUGGGAAUACAACAAAAGUGAAAUUUGGUCAAGUAUCGUUAUAGAUUUUGAUUUAGUAUGCGAGAAAGAUUUGUAUCCAACGCUCGGUUUGGUCGCUUUAAAUGUGGGUGGGCCAAUCGGAGUUUACUUCUUUGGUUGGCUAAAUGAUAAAAUUGGAAGAAAAAAGUCUUUUUUCAUGUGUUUGACCACUUUGUUAACUGGAGGAAUUUUGACUGCAACUGCUAAAAACUUUUGGUGGUGGGCUGGGAGCAGAACAAUAGUUGGACUGACAAUUCCUGCUAUUUAUCAAAUUCCAUUUAUAAUAUCAUUAGAGCUAGUUGGACCAAAUUUCAGAUCAUUUGUCACUGUUAUGACUUGCAUGUUUUACUCUUUGGGGAUAAUUUUACUGGCCGGAAUAACCUAUAUGAUAAGAGAUUGGGUUAUUCUAUCAUAUAUCACAUGUAUACCAUUUUCUCUGUAUUACGUAUAUAUAUUUUUUUUACCCGAAAGUCCAAGGUGGCUGUUAACUAAAGGUAGAUUUGAAGAAGCUUCUAGAAUACUAGAAAAAUUAGCUGAAAUAAAUAAGAAGGAGUUACCUGUAAGCUUUAAACAAGAGCUGAAACAUCGAAUGAUGGUGAAAAGAAGUAACAGUGAAGAAGAAAAGCUUAGAAAUGGUCCUGGUCUAUUUUCAUUAUGUCGAACGCCGAAUAUGAGGCUUAAGACAAUAUUAAUAACGUUGAAUUGGUUUGCAACUGAAAUGGUGUAUGUCGGGUUAAGCUAUUACGGUCCAGCGUUGGGCAACAAUCAGUACCUCAGUUUCACCUUGUCGUGUGCAGUGGAGAUCCCUAGCUAUUUAAUGUGUUGGUUGAUAAUUGAUAGGUGGGGCCGGCGGUGGCCUUUGUGCCUUUCUAUGAUUAUAAGUGGCAUAAGUUGCAUCGCUACUGUUUUACUUCCUCAAGAUGCUGUCACUGCUACAUUGAUUUUAUAUUUAAUAUCUAAAUUUGCCAUAGCUGCAGCCUUCUUGAUAAUUUAUCCAUUUUCUGGGGAACUGUAUCCGACUGAGAUAAGAGGCAUUGGUAUUGGCAUUUCCUCUUAUAUUGGUGGUCUAGGUCUAAUCAUAAUACCAUUCAUAACGUAUUUGGGUUCAGACAAUCUGAUUUUGCCUUUAAUGAUAAUGGGUAUGGUGUCAGUGAUAGGAGGGGUUUUAUCUCUUCGUCUACCCGAAACACUGCAUCAUAAGUUACCUCAGAGCAUUGAGGAAGGCGAAGAAUUCGGGAAAGACUUUGGAUUUGAAGAUUGCGUUCGUUGUAUACCACUAAGGCCUGCUGGAAUAGUGAUCGAUGAAUACGAGGAUUUAGAAAUGAAUCAUCUAAAAGUCGAAGAGCAGGAUGAAGAAACGCCGCUCGGAAACUUAGCACAUAGAACGCGGUCAGUUCGAAGCCUAGCUAAACAAAAUAGUUUUAUGGAUACUCAGAAAGAUCUAGAUGGAACUAUGAAAAUGACAUAUUGGUUCUAAGUAAGAAUAUCUGAAACACAAAUUAUUUGAUUAACAAGU
Nicrophorus vespilloides is the source of this 1934-nucleotide messenger RNA. RefSeq names its product carcinine transporter. The transcript is spliced from 8 exons. Lineage: Eukaryota; Metazoa; Arthropoda; Insecta; Coleoptera; Silphidae. The record is from RefSeq and is a predicted model, not a curated record. Gene Ontology annotation, molecular function: transmembrane transporter activity. Gene Ontology annotation, biological process: transmembrane transport. The coding region runs from base 54 to 1895 and encodes 613 amino acids. Gene Ontology annotation, cellular component: membrane.